AACGCUUAUAUGAUGUACUUUGGAUAUGUACUUUGCAUGACAAUAAAAGGGGUUGUAAAGACUGAUCAACACUCAUACAGGAUUAUGCUGACAAUAUACAGAGCACAUUUGAGAAGAAAACACAGAACAGCUUUAAGAGCAUGGAUACCACAAAAGGAGCAUCAUCACACCGUCAUGAACAGGGCCAUUAUCUAUCCGACCAGCAUAAACUGAGACUGGUCUUGGUUGGGGUGAGAGAAGCUGGGAAAAGUGCCACUGGUAAUGCCAUACUGGGUAAGAAAGCCUUUGACGAGGUCGGGGUGAAAACCAAAGUGAGCGUCUCCUGUCAGGGUCUGGUACAAGGGACGCAGGUACUGGUGGUUGACACACCAGGCUGGGAAUGGUUUAACAUCCAGGGCACCGCAGCAUCAACAUGGACACUUAAAAAAGAGAUGAUUAGAAGUAUGACCUUGUGCCAUCCUGGUGCCCAUGCCCUGCUGUUGGUGGUGCCACUAUCAUUCUCGUUCUCCAAGCGUGAGCGUUGUGCCAUCGAGGAACACGUAGAGCUGUUUGGUCCAGAAGCCUGGAGUUACAGCUUGGUGCUCUUCACCAUCUUAGACAUAAAGCAGUUGCGUGGUUCCAGCCCACAGCAGGAAGUGCUGGAGAACGAGGACCUACAUAGACUGGUUAGGAAAUGUGGAGGCCGUUUCCAUGCCUUGUACAGCAAACCACAAGGAACUAAGGACCAGGUGGCUGGCCUACUGACUAAAAUCAAGAAGAUGGUGGCUAAUAAUGGAGAAAGUGUGCUCUCCAGUGAAGAGAUUCUUGAGCGGGCCAAGGAAAGAGAGGAAGAGGAGAAGAGAAAAGAGGAGGAGGAUAGAAUCAAGAGAAAUGAGAAGAAACGGAAAAGUAAAGACAAGAAGUUAAGGAGCAGACUAAGCACAUCACAAUGUUAAACAGAAAGACUCAGCUCAACAACAGAGGCGCUGCAUACAGCAGUGAAUAAAGCAAAGAAAGGUAAAGCAAGGACAUCAGUGUAUAUAUUGGAAGCACUACCUACCUGCAAAUCUACAAAUCGCCACUAGAGGCCACCACUUCUCAUUUAAAAUAUUUAUGAAUAUAAUGUAAAUUAUAAAAUAAACUUUGGGCACAUAAACCUUUUCUGAUAACUUAUUGUGAUUAUAUAUAAAAAGCACAUAAUUGAAUGGACACAAGAAGACAACCAAACCAACAUGUGUAUAGGCAUGUUUAUUUAUGUUGGGUUUUACAAAAAAACAUAUUUACAGUUCAGUCAAAAUUAAUUAUUGCCAUGUAUUUUACAACUGAUUAUUGUAAAUUGUAUAACAUUUGUUUGUCAUUUCUCAUAAAAGUGUAUGUACAUUUUUCACAAUUAAGGUGCUUCAAAAAUCUUACAGCAAUGUCAUAGAGGAAACAUUAUGGUUCCCCAAAAAAUCGUUCAGUCCAAGUUUCUUAAAAUAACUUGUUUCAUACCUUUAUAUAAUAUACAGAACCUUUGUCCACUACAAAAAAACUUUUGUGCAAAGCAAAAAUUGUGAAGCACCAUAACUUAUUAAGAGUAAUACAUCUGCAACCUUUUCUCACUUCUACAGUACCAGUUUUUUGGGUUCAAAGUUAUUAUUAAUAAUUUACACUUCCACUCACACUGUAAAAGUUCUGUGUUGAUCUUAAAUGUUUCAACAACUUGAAUAAAUAAGUCAUUUUUUAAGUUUUUAGACUAGUUAGAAGUUGCUAU
This is a messenger RNA of Paramisgurnus dabryanus, 1732 nucleotides long. Lineage: Eukaryota; Metazoa; Chordata; Actinopteri; Cypriniformes; Cobitidae. The record is from RefSeq and is a predicted model, not a curated record.